UGCUUGUUUUACCAGCUCUUCGUGGUGACUGUGUAGUUGAACGCAACUAUAGUUAUAAUGCCAGUCGUCAAUGAAUGCUAACUUUUACUCCGCGAAUUUAAAGCGUUCAUGCUAGCCAGGUAACGCUAGCUAACUCCCUUAGCUUUGGCUGUGGGAAAGGACUGAGCAGUGUCGCAAAAACUUUCGAGGCUAGGGACGUCCCUCAACUUGCCAACAGAAGCAGCGGAUGAAAGAAGACGGGGGACAAAGAGAAAGAAAAGGACUAAUAUGUAUCAGACUAUGUAACACCACUGCUGCACAUGGCUUUGUUUAAAAGGCGCAGAAUGGGAAAGGAGGUCUAUCUGCAGAGAAUUUGGAGGUGGGAGAGGUCUCUACAUCCAGACCUGGCCGAGUGCGGCGACACCGCGGUGACAUACACGGGACUUCUUUUUGGAUUGAGUUGAUUUUGUCCCCAUAUUGAAACAAAAACUGAAAGAGGGAUCUCAGAGGAUCCACCAGGGACUCUGCUUGGCUAUUUGAGCUAUUUUACGAGUAAAGGCAAGGCUAGACAUAAUUUUUUUAAGGCUUCUUUUUUUAAGCAACUUUUUAAAAGUAAACUCCAGCUGGACUUUUGUUUAACAUUAAGCAGCUUCUUGGAACAGAUUUAAAAGUGAAUUUGUUGGUUUAGUUGUUUUCCCCUGCUGACUUAGUUUGAAACGCUGGAACCGUCCCUCCUGCAGCCAUCCUCAGUUCCUUCCACCCACCCAGUGCCUAAAUAAGCCCUCUCGGGACAAUCACAGAAGUCAUCAGCAGCUGCUGCGCUCAAUCCCCUGCCUGUUCUCCUCUACGUGCUUCUUCGCUCAGCCUGCCGGCUGUCCACCCACUACCUCUUUUAAUUUUCUGGUCUUUUCCUUUUUUAUAUUCAUUUUCUCCGAGAGCUAUAAUCAGACCUCAAGCACAGUGACGAGCGUUAAUGAAAACACUGAGGUUCAAGAGUGGAGAGAAGCCUAGAUUGUUCCAGUUUUAGUCGUGUGUGCGAGUGUCUGUGCUUUUGUGUUAAUGCACAAGAGUGUUAUGGUUGCACUGGUGACAGGGAGCAGCUUAAGAUUAGAUUUAUUUAUAUUGUUGCACCAAAUACAGUUACAUUAAAGCCAUACAAAAAUAUUUAUGAAUUACGUACACAUAUUUUUGUAUCACAUUGCUCUUGUAUAGUCUUGCUUUUAUAAGCUUGUAUUAAAAUUAUGCACACAAAAGUAAAUAUUUACAACAAGCUGUGCACAUGCAAUUAGAGCUGUAUACUGCUAUAUAUAAAAGGAAUCUCUGUGAGUCCUUAUUGUAGUGCCAGGAGAUUUUUAGAUUUUUUUAGACUGGACGCAGAGAAUCCCUCAUGUUUCCAUUCAGUUGCUGCUUUGCAUAGUGUUGGUUUCUUUUUUCAGUCUGUAUUCAUGGCCUCUCCUCCCAAACAAACACCAUAUUUGCCAUUCUGACCUGUAAAUCGCCCUUUACAGUAGGUAGACAGUAGAUAUCUACCUCUCUUUCUGUCUUCCUCCCCUCUCUCUGUCUCUGAUGCCGGGCUUCAGUGGUGGGGGUGUCGGGGGAGGAGUAGGUGGCCCUGCUUCUGCUCCUCCCCGUCCAUUUAGACCCAGCCGAUAUGUCCCGGUCUCUGCAGCCACCACUUUCCUUGUCGGAUCCACUACCCUCUUCUUCUGCUUCACGUGCCCAUGGUUGUCAGAGUAUUUCUCCUCUGUCAUUCCCAUCUAUAAUGCCGUGAUCUUCCUCUUCACCCUCGCCAACUUCUGCAUGGCCACUUUCAUGGACCCCGGAGUCUUCCCCAGAGCGGAGGAGGAUGAGGAUAAAGAGGAUGAUUUCCGCGCUCCGCUCUAUAAGACAGUGGAGAUCAAAGGCAUCCAGGUGCGCAUGAAGUGGUGCUCAACCUGCCGCUUCUACCGCCCACCACGCUGCUCGCAUUGCUCAGUUUGUGACAACUGUGUGGAGGAUUUUGACCACCAUUGUCCGUGGGUGAACAACUGUAUUGGUCGGAGGAAUUAUCGCUAUUUCUUCCUCUUCCUGCUAUCACUUACCACCCACAUUGUGGACGUAUUUGGCUUCGGCCUGGUUUAUGUCCUGCACCACCGCCAGCAGCUGGACACGCCACAUGCUGCUGUUACUAUGGCUGUGAUGUGUGUGGCUGGUCUGUUUUUUGUCCCAGUCGCUGGCCUGACUGGGUUCCACAUUGUACUGGUGGCCCGGGGUAGGACCACAAAUGAGCAGGUGACGGGGAAGUUUCGUGGAGGUGUUAACCCUUUCACCAAUGGCUGCUUGAGGAAUAUUUCACAUGUGCUCUGCAGCUCUCAGGCCCCCAGAUACAUGGGUCGGUGGCGGAGCCCUCAAGCAGCGGAAGUACAGCCACCGUUUCUUAGGCCGGCUCUUACUGAGGCCCAGUUAGAAGCAAAGAUACUGGACAACGGCAUCCAGAAUGACCGACACAGCACCAGGUCCAAGAGCAGUCUGGACCAGAUGGAGAGCCAGUCAGCAGACGCAGAGCCUCCACCUCCUCCAAAGCCGGAGCUUCGGUACCCUGGCCUGCCCCGUGCUGACACGGAAGAGAGCAGCCUGUUGACAGAAGCUCCACCUACGCCGUCUAUGUACAAGUACCGACCAGCCUACAACAGCCCAGGAAGGAACCACACUGCCCUCACACACCCCAACAAGAUGAUCCGUGGUGAGAGUCUUGACUCUCCGUCUCCCUCCAUCCUCCAGUCCAGCCGUCAGCCUAGCUACCGCUCGGAGCCGAGCAGCCUGGAUGGGGCCACAGUGGUGGGGGGAGGUGUAGGGGCGCGCAGAGGGGGAGGGGAGAGGGGUGAGGGCCCCGGAGGCCCUGGCGGGACUACUGGUGGGGUGUCAGGGGGCAUGUCGGGUUACUCCCUGACUGGACGCUCCUACACCUCCUACCCAUCCUCUCUGGUCCUGUCCACUGGCGGCUCCCGCUCCUCCAGCCUGCGCUCAGCGCACACGGCACAUAAUCCACUGGCCACGCUCCAAUCAGAAGGCACCACAGACACAAGCUACAAAAGCCUGGCUAAUCAGACGCCUCGGAAUGGCAGCCUGUCCUACGACAGCCUGCUGACACCAUCCGAGAGCCCAGAGUUUGAAUCAGCCGCCCACGAGCUGUCGCCGCAGAAGCCUCAUGCUCUGUUUCCCUCGGCGACUAUAACAGGCCAGCCUGAGGUGGUGUCACCCAGUACCCCGCUGCAGGGCUAUACGUCGCCCUUCCUCUCAGCUCAGAUCGCCCAGCAGAGGGAGGGGCAGCUGCUCCAGGGCUCUGCCACUUUCUCCUCCCCCCACAGGGCCUACCUGCGUGCCGUCAGCCCACCCCCUCCCUCUUCCUCUGGGCCUCCUGAGACCCAGCACCUGCUCCAGCAUAACCAGGACUCCUCUUCCCGAACCCCUCGUAACCCUUCCUCCUCAUCCUCUUCCCCGGGGGCUCGCUCACUAGAGCCCCCUAUCUCCCCGCCACCUCGCGGCCUCUCCCUUGGCAAGUCUCAGUCUUACACUGGGGAGGCAGGGCCUCAGCACAAGCCUCGGCCAGCAGGAGGAGGCGCUGUGCUGGGAGGGGGAGGAGCCGGAGGAGGGCAACAGGCUCCACAAUCCACCUCUCGCCCAGUCUUGGCCAAUCACACCACAUCCAAACCAGGGGGCGGGGUGAAGAAGGUGACAGGCGUCGGAGGGACCACUUACGAGAUAUCGGUUUGAGUGACAGACAUCCUUCAUGGUCUAUCACACAGAGGGGAAAAAGUCACUGGACAGCUUCCACUUGUCUCUUAACUGAGCUGGAUAUUAUUCAUGGCCGCAGGCUCCUGAAAAAUGACUGUUUCCGCUGCAACGGACUAAAGGAGCGGGCCUGCCUGGUACUCACUUUGUUAUCUUUGUAACGCCGCUGGCCAUUCUUUUCUGCCAGCCUUUCGAAUUUGAACAAAGAGUAACUGGGGACACUGGUUCAUUUUUCACAGGAUCAAUUUGUCUCCAUUUUGCCACUUUGUGAGCCAUAGACUGAUGAGACUGUAUCAUCACGGCUGGGUACAGAUAUGUGUAUAGAACACGCAUAGCUAACUUGAUUAUGCUGUUUUACUUUGGUACAUUAGCACACAGAGUAUUGGCAACGGUGUCUGACACUUAAGGAGAGGACGGACUUUAUCCAGCAGAUGUAAAAUUCAAGAGGGAGGAUUUAGGACUGUUGACCAAUAGAAACCGUCACUGUCUUCUUUUCCACAGUCUGAACGGACCACACAGCCUGUUUAUCGAUAGGAGUCAAAGGAGAGAAGAGUCCAACCUAUAAACACAGUAUCAUUUUAGUUUUAUAAAUCUUUGUUUUUAAAUAUUGUUUUAUAUAAAUGUAUAAAAUCCUACAGAUUAUUAUUGGGUCAGAUUGUCAGGUUAUUGAAGACGACUAUUGAUGAGGGUGGCAGAUGUACUGUGUAUAAUUAUUCUUUUUUUUUCUUUUCUUUUUUUUUUUUAAUUCAGCGAUUUCAAAUCUGUUGCCUGUUUUAUAAUUGAUGGCUGCAUCAGCCACUCAUGAGCUCUUGCUGGAAUUUUUUUUGUCAUCCAAAGAGAAUGAUGAUCCUUUGGUGGACAGCUGAAGUGGCAAAUAAUUGAGCUUCAUCUUUGAAAGCCACAAAGAAAUUCAGAAUCAUCAUUGCAGCACAAGCAUCUUUGUGGAAUGUACGCUUGUAAUGUUUAUGCUAGAGACAUUUAUGCAAAAUCUGUUUGUAGCUUUAAGGUCAUUGUAUGUCCUUUCUGGUGGUGUGUUUUUUUUUUUUUUUUUGUUUUGUUUUUUUUUCUUCUCUUCUUUUCUGUAAUGUUUUGUCUGUCAGUCAAUCAAGUUGCUAGUAGAACCUUAUACCUUUAACGGAUGGCCAGCCAAAUAGGUGCAGUGAGGGAAGGGCUUAUUUAUUUCACCAGAGAAAACAACCUUGUAGUUCUGGACAUAAUUUCAAACCAGUCUCUAUUAGUUGUUUUUUGUUGUUUUGUUUUGUUUUUAAGAGGAGGAAGAUUUUUUUUUUUUUUUUUUUUUUUAAAGAAAAAAGUUUAUAGUUGAAAAAGAUCAUUUUGUUUAUAAGGAGGUAGGGACUGGUUUGCAAUAAGAGACUGUUGAUUUAAAUUUUUUUUGCCUUGAGACCAUUCAUAGUGAAACAAACGCGUUUUUAUUCUUUUCUAUUGGUUUUUAUUUUUUACACUUUUUUCUGAUAAAUCAUGUAAGGCAGAUUAGAUUUUUGAUUUACACACUCAUUAAAAAAAAAAAAAACUUCUGUAAAGGUACAGUUAAUUUGUUUUACCCACAGCCAUGUUAGGACAGGAUAAUUAGA
Messenger RNA from Thunnus maccoyii (southern bluefin tuna), 5342 nucleotides. It is a transcript of the gene zdhhc5b, whose product is annotated as zinc finger DHHC-type palmitoyltransferase 5b. Gene Ontology annotation, biological process: protein palmitoylation. The transcript is spliced from 12 exons. Bases 1546 to 3732 code for a protein of 728 amino acids. Gene Ontology annotation, molecular function: palmitoyltransferase activity. Lineage: Eukaryota; Metazoa; Chordata; Actinopteri; Scombriformes; Scombridae. The record is from RefSeq and is a predicted model, not a curated record.